Molecule: messenger RNA, 12369 nt
Organism: Racocetra fulgida
Lineage: Eukaryota; Fungi; Glomeromycota; Glomeromycetes; Diversisporales; Gigasporaceae
Source: the annotation of a GenBank genome assembly
AUGAGCGAUAGAGAUAUGAGAGGUUCAGGCUCCGCUGCGGCAACUUCGCAGAAAGGUGGAUAUAACGAGAGAGAUAUAAAUAUUAAUUCAAAUUUAUCAAAUACUACUAUUUUUGUUGUUCAUUUGCCGCAUAACAUCGAUCCAUCUACUCAGCCAAUAGUUAUUGGAAGUUGUGCAUCUUUGGGUGAAUGGAAAGAGCCAAAAGUACUACUUCAUCAAGUUAAAAAAACUUCACUUUGGUGCUCAAAUCCCGUACAAAUUCCUAUAUCCGAAGAUGUAUUUUACAAAUAUGCCAUGAUAGUUAAGAGUAUGUUUAAUCUUAAAACGUCGACCGAAUAUGAAGGUCAAAACCAGUCAACUAACCGUAAAGUGGUAUUCCGAAGACACCAAUUUGAUGUUUGGCAAAGUAAUAGUAAGUUUAGAAUCGACAGAGAAUAUCUUAGAAGAGAGUUCCUAUUUGUUGACUUUAUCUAUUCAAAAAUUAAUGGUAUUGAAAGUUUGAGAGAUUGGAUUAUGGAUUAUCAAUAUAUCAUGAAGGCUCACCAAGAUUAUACAAUUCACGCAACAAAUCUCAAAUUUAUAAAUAAGCUAUUGUUAGAUAGUACUAAGAAAGAACAACGAAUUUUCCUAUGUGUCCUUCUCGGACAUUUACAGUCACAUAAUCAUAUACUACCAAAUUCGUUGCCCGAAAGUUUUCAAUCUGCCAACAUCUUAGAAGAUCUUGCAAGCGUCGACUCAGAUUUUGUUCUUUCCGAUAUUAAGCACUUAGUAUUAGCUGCAAUUAGAAUUUUGGUUCAGCAUAAUUCUCAACAAGGCUCCACAACAUGGUAUAGGAUGUUUUCAUUUGCACCAAAACUUGAUCUAUCUUAUUCUUUCGUAGAUUCGGCAGAAAGCUAUGAUUUCAAAAAUAACUGCGACCAAUAUUAUUUGGCGCUAAGAGAAAAUGUAAAGCCUCACAUUAACGAAUUGAAUAGUCGUCCAGAUAUAUUUCAUAAAGUUAUGAAGCAACUAAUUAUCAUAACAUAUAAUUUGGAAAGCCUCAUAUUUUUGUGGAACGAGAUUAUUGGAUUGGAGAAAGUGAAUGACCCUUUGUAUAAAGUGAUAAAGAAAAAAAUAAAUGAACUCAUUAAAUCUGAUGAUCCUUCUCGAUUGAAGGAACACUUUGAUUUGUUUCCGAAUGAACUCCAAGAUAUAGUUGCACCAGAAUUUCGAAAUAAACUUAUAAUGAUUCUGUAUAAAAGAAACUUAAAAUGGCAAGACAAGAAUAUUAAUUCUUUUCAAGAACUUCUUCGAGAUGAUUUACUACAAUGGUCAUUAGAAGAAUAUGGGAAAGCACUUGAGGCCAUUGCAGAAUCAGAUCAAAUAUUAGUUUUAGAAACCUUUCCUGAUGUAAUGAAGUGCGUUUUAGAGCAAAAGAUUACUAAAAGAGAUGAAGCCAUUUUUGAAACUUCGAUAAAAUGGUUGGAAAAGAUAAUUUCUUAUAGGACUUCUAAAAUAGAUGCAAAUUCUACAAAUAACCAAGAUAAUAUUGCACACAUCAUUUUUUAUAAUCUUUCUUUAAUAUAUCCACUUUUCUUAAAGUACACGAAAUUUUGUAGCAAGUUAAAACUUGUUGCCGAUAAAUCUGCGAGCCCUUUAUCUGAUGAUGUUAUACUUUCUGUUGCAUCUUAUGUUGAGGAUUUUGAUAUUGAUGUUAUUGAACACUUUAGUACAUUUCUAAAGGCCAGAAUUGAACAUAAUAUUCAAGAACCCGAUAACCGUCUACAACAACAAUCUGAUAAGAAACAUUCAGAUCAGGAAUCUCAUAGGCGUUCAUCAAUUCAGUUCUCCGAAUUUUGGUCAACAAUUUUUCGAGCGAAAGAUCACACGGAAAAAAUACGUUCUCAUCCAUAUGUUCAAAGUGUGCGCGAUCACAUAGUUCGUCUUGCAAUAUCAGCCGCUAAUAGUACAAUCGUGAUAGGAUUACUUCAAGAAUUAUUCGAACACUCGGGAGAUAAUAAUGACAUCCUAAUAAAUUAUUUUAAUUCCGCAAUUGAAAAUCAGCAAGAAGAUACCAUUAAUCUUGUAAUUACUGAUGGAAUUCUCGAUGAUUUACGUCAGCAAUGUAAAAAGUAUCAGACAGUUUUUGCACGACUAACUAAAUUUUAUGAUCGAUUUUAUCCUUCUGACUUAAUAAAUAAUUAUCGUGAAUAUCGCGAUGAUCUAAUAAGCAGACAAAAUGAAAUUAAUAAGAUUACUCUUGAAGAAACAGUUGCUCAAGAUUAUUGGUCAAUUCAUUGUACAACAAUUGAAGUUAUGGAAGACUCAUAUAAAUUUAUUGAAUCAAAGACUUUUAGUAAUGUUUUCCAGACCGUGUUAAAAGGGGAAGAUCGGAUCUUGACUGUUGACAUUGUAACCACGGAAUUGAUCCAAAUGGCGAUCGAAAAAUUUAAUACUAUAUGUGCAGAUUAUAAUGAUUGGGAGAAUAUUAAAUGUUCCGAAGCAAGUAUGAUCUGGCAAAAUGUCGAUCCAAAUAAUGUCGAGUUCGAAGUUUCUUUUAUAGUUCCAAAUUGUAAUAGAUUCAUACAAACUUAUUCUACUCAUAAACGAUCGCAAGAAGAAAAAAAAUUGGUUUCCGCAGCGAAAUAUUUAAUUAGCAUGCGUUCGUUAAAACAAAAAUUGAUUAAUCUUAUAACAGUUCUAGACGCCUUGAAAAUACCAUAUAGUCAAAAACUUUGGGUUAAAAAAAUUUUUCAAUCUUUAGAAGAAGAAGAUCUAAAACUUAGCCAGCUGCAAAAAAUUAUUGAUGAACUGGGGAAAUAUAUUAAUAAAUUUAACUUAGAAAGAUGUUGGCCAAUAAUUAGGGAAAUGGCAGAUUCAAAAGAUUUUCUUAUCUUCCUACAGUCGCUUGUAGGUCAUGAUUUAAAGAACUUAAUUAAUGGAGUGGAUGAUCAUUCGGAUGAACGCUUAAUACAAGAAGAUACUGUUUCAACAUUCAUUCGAGUGAAACAAAUUUUGGAGCCUUUAGUAGCUAAGAGUGAAGACUCUGCUGAUCUAGCAGUAGACAAAUUCUUGAGGAAUCUUUUCAAUGUAAUUUCUAAGAAUCCAACACUCGAUGGCAAAGUGAGAUUAUGUAAUGCACAUGCUCAGGCAUUAAAAAAUAUGUAUGAGAAUAUUUCAAAUCGAGGUGAAGUGACAAAAGAAAAAAUUUAUUAUGCAGUAACCAAGGGAGUGUACACUUUUCAGAGAAUGGAUGAUGAUGAAUACAAGUGUACUGCUACUUUAUCUUAUCAAUCAAAUCAUGCGCGUGAUGAAAAUGCAUUAACAAAAUAUACCUUUAAUGAUUUACAAGACUUACGUGGACGUGCUCUUUUAAUUGCCAAAAGUCCCGUUAACGCAAAGACAUCAGAUGAUAGUAGUAAAAGUAGCGAAAUCUCUACUUUCCACAUGAAUGAGUUUGUUAUUCAAGUUGAUAUGGCACAACAGAUAAUUAACAUGUCUUCACAGCUUGUAGAGCUUGGCCAUUUCGACUACCGAGAUUUUAAAGUGUCGACAAACUCUACACAAGAAAGCACAGAAUUAUUACAAAGAUUGAAUGAACAUUUACAAGAAUGGAAGGGCAUAGUUAGUGAGGCACAGCAUGAAUAUUAUUAUUUGACUUUCUUUCUAGCUAGACAAAUUUUGGCCUUUUAUGAUUAUUUCACAUCAAAGACAAAUAAUGAAACUAAUAAAGAUAAAUGUGCAAUGCUUUUGCGAUUGGUCAAUGACGAAGCAGAGUUACCACCUAUAGUAGAUAAACAGAUUGACAGUACAGAUCAUCAUCUUGAUAUUCUUCGUGGAAUUGGAGAAAGGUUAAGUGAGAUAUUUAAUGAGGUUCCGGCGAAAAAACGCCAAAUAACGGCGGAUGUUGAACAAAUAAUGUCCGAUGUGGUUCAUCCAGGACAACUAUUUGUCGCUGCAUGUAAUGAUAAAUUUAGAGUACCCAAUAUUAUAAUGAGUUUAUAUGCUGUUAACUUAAAUAGAUGUUAUCCAGAAUCAUGGCAAUUACUAAUUUGUAAAGCAUCUACUACUGCAGAAGAGCUAUUAAUUUUCACUAAACGAUGUUUCUUUGCUGAAAAAAAUGGAUAUGGGGAUCAAUUGUUUUGUAUAGCCAAUGUAGAGAAUCUUGAUUUCGAAUUGCAAUAUCAAUUAGUAACACACAUACGUUCUCUUUCUCAACAAGAAAAGCAAUUUAACUUAGCUUUAAUAUGCUGUCGUGAACAUGGCAUGCAUCAUCAUAUACUUGAUCAAUUUUCAGAAUAUGUUCAUAUAACUAAUGGACUUAAUGCAGGUUCAAUGCGAAAUAUAUAUAAGGAAUUGUGCCCGAAUGUAUCCACUGUUUCUUCAGAUUUAUCUGGACAAGGAAAGACCGAAUGGAUUAAAGAAUGUAGUUUUAGAAAGAGUCUAAUUCCACGAAGUAUUCUAAUAAGUGAUGGUGUCACUUUUGAAAAACUUGUUAGAAAAUUAUCUGAAACUGAAAUCAAGGGUUUUGAAAGCUUGCAUCUUAAUAUUAUGCUGAUAGAUCAUCCUUACGAUGUGAAUAUGUUCCUAUUUGAACUGUUAACGUUUAGAGUGGUAUCAAAUGGAAUUAAUAUUGCAUUUAUCCCAUCAACAACAUUAGUAUUUAUAGAAGUUGCCUCCACCAUGAAUCAGUAUCUGUUAGAUUCAUUACCAAUUACUGGGUAUCUUGCAAAAGAACAUUUAACUUGGAACAUUAGAAACCUUGCAAUUUCUUACAAUUAUAAUAGUCCAAUACAAAUAGUUGCAAAAUACUUGGAUGCAUAUGAUCGAGAUGUAAUCAAUCAAGAAAAUAUUGAUUUUAUCAUACCUGAAGAUGGUGAGAUACCACCAAUGUCACAAAACCGUUGUCAAGAACUUUUUCAAAGAUAUUUUUUCAGGAUACAUACCCAGGAUGUUACUUCAUACCGUUUCCUUGAAAUAUUUAUCAAUGUUCUUGCGGAUCAACUAGUAAGAUUAUCAUCAAGUACAUUUUUCCGUGUAGAAACAUUACGUGAGAUGGUAGAAGAUAAAAGUAUUAGAAAAACUUUAUUAGAAACAUUAUUAGAUGUUUCAAUUGAUUUUGCAACUCGUUCUGUAGAAUCUAAAGCAGAGCAAUUAAAACAUUUACCAGAUGCAGAAAAAGCAAAUUUGGGAACAAUUAAGCAAUGGGAAGAUUCGAAUCAUUUAUUAGUAUUUUUCAUGUCACAAACGCCUGAUUCUAUUUGUGCUCUUUAUCGUGACAAAGAAAAGGUGCCAGAUGACGUGGUAAACUUGUUAAAAAGUCAAUAUGUUGGGAUUGCAAAUCAGGCCAAAGGGAAAGCAAUAGAUAUACUCGAUAAUUUUGAUGAGAUGCAUCCAGAUGAAAUUCUGAAAAAAUUAGAAUGUUUAGCACGUACAACCCUUGAUAAACGUGAAUACCCACCUUACGCACUCUCUACUGACAACCUUUUAAAAAUGGCGUUGAUUCUUUUGCGAGCUCGUGCCAACGUUCCUGUAGUAUGCUGUGGUGAGGCUGGAUGUGGAAAGACAAGUUUGAUUCAAUUUUUAUCGAUUGUCGUGAACGUUGAAUUUAGAGCUCUUAACUUGCACGCUGGUGUUAGAGAACAAGAAAUACUAGAUUUUAUGUCUGAAGCAGAAAAAAUUGCCGAAAAUGGUCAAGUCUGGUUAUUUUUUGAUGAAAUUAAUACUUGCAAUCAUAUCGGAUUGCUUGCCGAUCUUAUAGCACAUAGACAAAUUCAUGGUCAAACAAUUCAUCCUAAUAUAAGACUUUUCUCUGCAUGUAAUCCAUAUCGUUUACGACAAAAAGGUGAUACACAAGCAGGCCUUGCGGCAAAAAGAUAUGAAGAACAAAGUAAAUUAGCCUACCAAGUUCAUCCACUUCCUGAUCAAAUUAUUGACUAUGUUUGGGAUUAUGGUGUAUUAAAACCAUCCGAUGAAAAAAUUUAUAUCUAUAUAAUGGUUCAUAGGCAUUUAGAAAAACAAUCAAAUUUAUUCCCUGAAUUAUUAGCUGCUUCACAACAAUUUACACGAGAUCAUGAAGGAGUACAUAGCGUUAGUUUACGUGAUGUUAAACGUGCUAUAAUUCUUGUUAAAUACUUUUUCAACAGCUUAAAAAAUCGACCAAGACCUCAAAACCAAAGAUACCAGGAUUACCCUCCAAAAUAUGGACCGGAACCUAUGGUUCUGUCGUUUAUAUUAGCAUUAAGUCUUUGUUAUCAAGUUCGAAUUUAUGAUCAAGAAUUGCAUCUUUUUAAGAAAAUUAUUAAAGAGGAGCAAGAAAAUUAUAUGGCUAGAAUGACAAAACCGCCACAAACUGCAGAAAACGAAGCUCUGCUUGAAAAUGUGCUUACAAUGAUUGUUUCAAUAUUUACAAAGAUACCACUAUUUGUUGUUGGAGCACCAGGAGCAUCAAAAUCUUUAGCAAUUCGUUUGGUUAGUCAGAAUCUUCGUGGUGCCGAUUCUGAUGAUCCAUAUUUCAAAACAUUACCACAAGUUUAUGUUAUUCCCUACCAAGGUUCUUCAUCAUCUACUUCAGAUGGAAUUAUAAAAGUUUUCCAAAAAGCUGAAAACUAUCAAAAAACCAAUUCAAAAGAAUUUCCUUUAAAUACUGUUGUUUUGCUUGAUGAAGAUUUAGUUGAUACGGCAGAGAGAUUAUUUGAAAAGAAAAACUGGCUAGUCUGGGAUAAUAGAACAACUAAGCUUAAAUCUUUGGCAAGUUCUUAUUUAAGAUAUGAAAAAAAUCAAUCAAUUGAGAAUUUCCAUGGACUUCGUGAUUAUUAUUCCCUAAUUAAAAGUCUUAGCGAUGGAGAGGCAAAUCUAAAAGACAAAGAUGCAAGGCAUUUAAUGAUUAUUGGAAAAAGUGAUUCUAUCAUUAAUAUCUUGACAUAUAAAUUGAGACAAUGGAGUAAGGAGUUCUCAAAGAUGAAAGAUAAUACAGUUCAAGAGACUACAGCUUGGGAUUUAGAACCUGUAGUUAUUUAUGGAAGUCAAUUUCCUGAUGAUUUUGAUGGAGAUUAUCAAUAUGGUGUAUUAAGUCGCAUUAUGAAAAAAGUAUCACUUGCAGACCCUCCACUCUUAAAUCGAUUUGAAAAACAAAAUAUGUCAAUUAAUGAUACGUUAACUGAUGACAUGAAAGUAUUAGUAAAUGAACUUUCUAUAUGGGUUGAACAAAUAUCGAGUAUUAACGCAGAAGAUGGUAUGCUUAAAUCUAGAUUUAAUGAGCAUGACAUGUUUGUUGGAUUUGACAAAGAAGAAACAUUGCAGAGCUUGGUUAUUUACAAUAGUGGUAAUUCUGAAUCAGAAAAUAAAGAAAGCAUUUUGUCUAAGUGCAAAGAAUUGUUAGUAGGCAUUGCAACGUCAGAUGGUAUUGUAAGAUCAAAGAAAUCUAUAUUGGCACAUACAAAUAGUGGAGAAGUUCAAGAAUGGUAUAAUUUUUACUUCCAUCAAAAACACGAUGACCUUAACACAUAUAUUCAAUCAUUGCUAGAAAAUUACGAUAAAACUGAAAGUAGUGACAAUAUUGAAAAUGUUGAAAAUAAAAAGCAAGGCUUCCAAAUUAUAGUUAACACAUUUUCCAAUAUCAAUACUGAUAUUACUUCAUGUCUAGGCAAUAUUGACUGCCAGAUUGACAAGAUUUCAACAUUCAAAUCUGAAGCCCAACUACAAAAUAGAAUCAAACAUUUCUGGCUAGAGUCGGAUAAUGAAAUAUUAAUUCUACAGUGUGACCUAGCAACUGUUAAUUCUGGAUGCAUUAAACUUGCAAAAUUCAUUAUUGAACAAUAUAAACAUGAAUUUUUAUCUUUAAAUAAAACAUCAGAAAAUCCAAAACCGUUUAAACAUGUCUGUAUCAUUCUUCACAUGCGACGGGAAAACGAUGCACCUACUAUAUCAUCAUUCAAUUUCAUGUGUGGUUGGGAUUUAAUUACAAUCGAAACAUUGCCUCCUCAACAGCAUCCUCUACACGUUUAUUUGGAUGGAAGCUUAAUUGAUAUGCUUGAAACCACAUAUAAAUUCGAAGAAAUUAUUAAUCAAGAACUAUUUUGUCUUGUUCGAAAACCAAUUGCUAAAUUUCUUUGUGCUUUAGAAAUGGCAUCAGGUCUUUCAGUGCUUUUCAACAAUAAAUAUAUGGAUUGUGAUGAUUUAUACGAUGAUGAAUAUUAUUCAGAUAAAACUGCUUUACUCGAGUUCUGGAAAAAUGUUUGUAUGGAUCCUAAAAUUAUUAAUACAGAGAAUAUGCGGGAACCGCAGCCAGAUGUAUACCCUGUAAGAAAUAAAAAGCUUUAUGUGAAGUUUCCAUUUUCAAUAUACUUUAUGAGGCAGAUUGAUAAAUUCAAAAGAUUAUAUGAAGAAGAUUUAGCAAUGUUGGAAGAAGAUGAAGAAAAUAUAGAUACAGAAACAGGAGAACUCGGAACUUCUGUUGUUGAUGCUUGUAUAGAAAGAUUUUCUUCAAACAUUAUAUCUGCAAUUCCAAUAUUAAAAUCGCCACAAUUUUUUGAAAUAGCAGAACCGUAUUUCAAUGAUUUUGUGGAUUUUGUCUCACCAAUAUAUGGAAAUAAUCCUAAUGAUAACUGUGUAUUUUUAUCAUGGAUUAUUUCUCACCAUAUGGGUCAAAAAAUACCAAAUCCUAUUAAACUUCAUAUGUAUUGGUGGAAAAAUGCCGAAUUUGCACUAGCUGAAUUACAACUGUCACUGUUGUGUCCGAUAGUUAUAGAGGAAAUGCUUGACUUAGGAUUUGAUGAAAGCAGGGAAUUGAAUUUUGAAGAACACUUAUUAGACCAAAUUUCAAAGAUGAUGAUAGAAAAACUUUAUAAAUUUGAUAUUAACAAUGUUAAAAAUGAACUUUUAGCUUGGCAACAUGAUGUUGUAAAUAUAAUAUCAUUAUCGACAAAAUUGCCAAAUUCCUUUGAUAGUCCAGCAAUGCAUAGACUUCGAAUAUAUAAUGAUCUUUCAAAAUCUUUUGAUUUGCCUCAGCUUUUAGAACUUAAAGAACUUGAAGACGAAAAUGAAGUGAUUUCAGAACAAUUUAUAGAUAUGGUUUUUGAAAAGUUUAAUGAAUUACCAAAUACAGAAAAUAAUUUAUCACCAAGGCGAUAUUUUAUUCAUAGAUGCAUAAGCAUAUUGCCACUUGAGUCACCUAUUCGUCUUCACCUUUACAAAAAGAUCUUUUCUCAGGAACCUUUGCCUUUAACCUUCCCGACAAUUCAUCGAAUUUUCUUAACAGAACUCCAUGAACAAGAUGACUUAUUUAUUGGUCUAAUUAAUGAUCCACAUGAAGCUUUAGAAGGAUCUGAACGUUUGCAAGUCAUAGAAGAAGUCCUGAAUGAGAAACAUUUCGAUUCAGCAAUAUCAGCUUUAUGUUGUGAUGUUAUUCAAACACAAUUCUUUGAUGCUUACGGAAUAAAACGAUUAUCAAAACAUUUCAUGAAAGCAACAGAAAUCCUGAUUACCACUGAUGUCAAAUAUUUACAAAGAAUAUGUGCGAUCGCUUUUUUGAAAACAUUUGUAAAUAAAUUAUGGAAUUCUGCAUCAAUGGAAAAUUCUUUAACUAAUCCUAUAGAAUUCGAUUUUGAUGUUGAUGAUGACGACGACGAAGAACCUAUUUAUUAUAACCAAGAAUUCAAUAUUAAUGAUUUAAAUCAACGUUUGGAAUUAACACAACCUUUAAUCCAUUCAUUUGUGCUCUACUUGUUAAAAUCAUUACGAUUGAAAGGAUAUUCUACUGACGACAUUAGACGAUUUUGUGAAAUACAACAACAAGUCAUACCACAUCUUGGAGAAAUUCCAUGGGAUAAUAACGAUAAUCGACUUGGUUAUAAUCCGUAUUGGUGUUUGGAACAAUGUAAACAAGCUGAACAUGCCGCUACCAGAAUAAUAGUUCGUGGAGAUGACACACAUUUAAGAGAAUUAAUAAAAACACUAUUAAAUCCCAACGCAGAUGGGAUAAUAAACUAUCGAAUUUCAUUCGCAGGAAUGAUAAUAACAAGACUUUAUCUUAUUCAAGCAUCUCGUGAGUGGAAUCAAAGUGAAACAUUACUAGUAAAUCAUAUAACCAAAUUUUUGGACAAUAAACAAGAUAAAAAUCGUAUUCCUCCAAUUUAUAAACAAACAUUGACGAACUUUUUAAUGAAUAAACAAGAACUUUGCAGAAUUGGUCCUGAAGAUGAUAAUAGGAAGGUUUAUAUGGCUUCAGUGAUUGCGCAUGUAAUUGCGUUACAUAUUUCGGUUCCUCCCAAUUCAUCUCCAUUGGCUAUGUAUAUGCAAGCCUUACAAGAUUGUAAAAAUGAUUUUAUUUUGGGAUGUCCUUCGGACGAGCAAACAGUCGUAAUUAAUGCAGUAAUGAUGUCCAAUAUGGCUGACAAACGCUUGACAAGACCGGCGGCAGGAAAUUCACGUUUAGACAAUAUACCGUUGACCGAACCAAAAAACGCCAAUGAUCAACGAGGUUACAUUACAGAAACACCAAAUACAGAAAACUUUUAUAGUAUUAGAUUAAUGUCACCAGCGUCUUAUAGAAUUAUUCACCUUUUUACACACGCUAUCAUUGGAAUACAAGCACCAUCUCAAAAUGUCACCAGGUUUAUUAAAGGCAAUACAAACACAAAUAAUCUUGGUGAAAACGAUAUGGCCGAAUAUUGUGCAGCACAUAUUAAUCAUGAUUGGGAUGCAUUGAAAAUAAUUCUUGCCUGCGGUGAUGAGCAAUUAGCUUUACUUUUACAUGCGAUUAUUUCGGAAAUGACGCUACAGCCAUUACAAAGACAAGCAAAAUUAAAUACAUCAAACGAAAGAGAAACCUGGGAGUUGCAAUUUAGUCAAAAAUACGUUAUACCAUUAAUUAAAAAUGUUAUGGGAUCCGUGACAGAUUUUCGUAUGCAAUUAGAAACAAAUGCUGUAAAUGCUCAACCAAAAAUUGAAUCUGAAAUUAAUGAAAUGAUUUUACAUACUAGUCUUUCAUAUCGAAUAGAAAGACAGGAUGCAAGAUCAUUAACAUUCAGAAAAUUUAUUAAUGAUGAAAGUGAAAAUGAUGACACAGGCGAAACAGGUAGAUCAUUAAAAAAUGCGUUCAAACUUUUUGCGACAGCCUGGAAUAAAUUGAUUCCACACGUUAAAAGAUAUCAGUGUUUAGAACUACCAUAUGAUAUGCCAGAAAUGAAUGAGGAUAGACAUGUUGUUUUAGGGUUUUACGAAGAAGCAAAUGAAGGCUUGUUCUUAUGUGGUGCCAUAGACUUCUUAGUCCAAUUACAAAAUGAUUUCCUUAAAGAAGUCAUUGAAAUUCCCUCAGCAACAUGCCAAUCUCUAAAAUUCCUUGAACAAACAGUGAUUCAAACGAAUAAAAAAGGAAAACACACAACUCCUCCUAUGUACCAAUUACAAUCUAUUUCUCUUGAGAAAAUAAGGCCAGUACACAUAGUAUCAUACGAGUAUGAUUCAAAUAUUUUCGGACAUAGUCAGUUUGAUCUGAGAAUUGGGCAUGGACGUGAAAUUCAAUAUGAUUUAAGUAAAAUUGAAGCAGAACUAGCUUUUGAAUUAGUUCAUGAUAAAGCAUUUAUUGUAACUAAUGAGCAAAAAUCUUAUAUGGAAUCUUUUGUAUAUCAUAAAGAAAUUUUCCAAGGAUCUAUGACAUUAUUGAGCGAAAUCAAAGAAUUAAUAAAUCAGGAAACAAUUCCUGAUGAUAAGAAAGCUUUAUUUGCAGGAACUUAUUCAUCAAUUAAUAGGUCAUUUGUUAAAGGAGAUUAUGGAGAAGGUAGUGCUUUUGCAUCAACAUUUGCAUUUGAAAAUCCAAAAGAUUUGCUUUCAACUUUGGAAAUGAUACUUUGCUUCAUUAAACGCGCUUCCGGAGGUGAUGGUAAUACAUUAAUCACUGAUUAUAUAGAAAAUUGGAUGAAAUUAACAGUGCUAAAAGAAAGCAAUAGUAGUUAUAGAUUAUUAUCAAGAGCUGGUUUACAACUUAAACAUAUAGUAGCAUUAUAUGAAUUGGUAGAAGAACAUGUUGCAGAUGUGGUUGCUACUUGCAUUCAUCAUAAAUAUAAAGCCAAACUUGAAGAUUCAUUAAAACGAGAGAUUUCAAAAGCAAUCGGGUUUGAAACAUCAAAACAAGAACAAGCAAAUGAUGUCAAGUCAUGUAUUCCAGCUGGAGUUUUUGCUAUUGCGCUAAAAAGAUUCAUUGUAAGAUAUUUGACUACUAGUGAAAAUAUAAACGAAUCCGUGAAUCUUGCGGAUUAUAUGGUUGAAGAUGAAGGAUUAGAAUGUUGGCCCGAUUGGGCAGAUAAAAAAGUUAUUAAGAAUAAAUUUCCUCUAUCAUUAUUGGUUUCGCAUACUUUUGAGACAUAUCAGUAUACUAAGUUAAUUAUAGAG